AUGGUCCCCAACCUGGGUCCUAGUAGUGGCCACUGCUUGGUGAAGCCAGAGGUCCUCCACCACCCAGAGCGGUUCUCUUUGAUCUACUCUCAGCACCCCUUCAUUGUGCCUGGCGGGCGCUUUCUGGAGUUCUACUACUGGGACUCCUACUGGGUGAUGGAGGGUCUGCUCCUCUCUGAGAUGCCUGAGACAGUGAAGGGCAUGCUGCAGAAUUUCCUGGACCUGGUGCAAAUCUAUGGACAUGUGCCCAACGGGGCCCGAGUGUACUACCUGCAGCGCAGCCAGCCCCCACUCCUGACCCUCAUGAUGGACCGCUAUGUGACUUACACCAAUGAUACUGCCUUCCUACGGGACAACAUUGGGACCCUUGCCUUGGAAUUGGACUUCUGGACUAAGAACAGGAACAUCUCUGUGAACCUGGGGGGAAAGAGCUACAUCCUGAAUCACUAUUACGUCCCUUAUGGGGGACCCAGGCCCAUCAUCAAUGGGAUUAUCAAUGUUUGUAAAUCACCUGGAGGGACUUUUGAAAUAGGGCUGGAUUCCAGGAGACCCCACUGUGAGGACUGAGGUGAAUUGGAAGCUAUUUCUGUGUGAAGAAGUUCUCUACUGCAGAAGGUAGUUGGCAUAAAGUAAUAUGGGUUCCUUAUUUGCUAGAUCUUCCAUUUUUCAAAGUAAGGUAGAAAUACAUAUUUUAAUCUGUAAUAUCCCAAUUUUUAAGUGUUGCAAUGUCCCCAAUUCUGACUGUAAAUCUCAAAGUGAUUCCUGUGUGCAUGUGCGGAGUGGUGAGGAGGAGACUUGACCCCACUACUGGGCCUUCCCUUCUCCCUGAAGUGUUCAGGGCUCCACCCUUGAAUGAAGCUUCAGCCUGGGUGGGAUGUGGGCUCUCUAUUUGGUGCCCCUCUUUAUUGAGAUCCUCUGUACAUAUUGAUAUCCUUAAUAUGGAGAAAUCUCUUACAAAUCCAAAAUUUAAAAAGCACUGGCACACUUGGAAGACAUCUAUAGAGUAACUAUGGAUGAUUGAUAAACAUAAUGUUUGUUUAUUUUGCUCUGGAUCUGGAUCAGGCCUCAACCCAUAAGGAUUUAGCCUGGCUGUCCCUGGGUGUCAGUUCCUUGACCUCAGAUGUCCUCCCCCAAGUCUCAGCACUCAGGUUGUCUCGAGUGAGACAGAUUUUUUAUUUUUUUAUUUUUAGAGGAGGGAAAUGGAGAGAGAAAGAGAGGGAAACAGCAAUGUGUGAGAGAAACAUUGGCUGCCUCUCAUAUGCACCCCUACCAAGGACCAAACCCACAACCCAGGCAUAUGUCCUGACCCGGAAUUGAACCAGUGACCUUUCACUUUGUGGGAUGCCACCCAACCAACUGAGCCACACUAGUCAGGGCUGCCCAGAUUUUCUUAACAUGUGUAUGAGUAAUUCAGCUCUGGGCCCCAAAUUACGUCCUCACUCAGCAAAAGUUCAGCAACUUGCUAGACCUACCAUCCUUGGAGGACAGCUGGUGGUGGUAUGGUUCUCAUUGCCUUACCCCAAAGUAUUUCUUUGAGGAAGAAGUACUAGUUUCCUUCUCAGUGUACAUUCUCAGGGUAGCAAUGUGGCCAUCAUUAGAAAAAAAAGGUUGAUUUCCCAGGCUCCCUUGCAAUUAGAGGUGGCCAGGAAACCACUUUUGACAAGUGAAAUGUAAAUGGAAGUCCCUGGAAUGGGCUCCUGGGAAAGUUUCUUAAAAGGGAAAAGACUUAGCUGGCUUUGCACUUUGUCCUUUGCCCUUUGCCCUCCCCAGUCCUGCCUGCACUGAGCAUAGGUGAAGUGCUUGGAACUGCAGAGGACACUUUGCAACCACAUGGCAAUGAACCUGAGGCUAAAAACCACAAGCUUAAGAGGGCAGAGCAGAAAUGGGAACCCUAGUGCACUAUUGGUGGGAAUGUAGAAACAUUGAAAUA
Messenger RNA from Phyllostomus hastatus (greater spear-nosed bat), 1930 nucleotides. RefSeq names its product trehalase-like. The coding region runs from base 1 to 567 and encodes 188 amino acids. The transcript is spliced from 6 exons. The record is from RefSeq and is a predicted model, not a curated record. Gene Ontology annotation, biological process: trehalose catabolic process. Lineage: Eukaryota; Metazoa; Chordata; Mammalia; Chiroptera; Phyllostomidae. Gene Ontology annotation, molecular function: alpha,alpha-trehalase activity.